AUGAGCGUUGAAGAGACCAAUGCACCAAGUGGUGUAGAUAAAGAUGGCUUAGACAGAAAGACCUUAUUUAUUAGAUCCGUACCAUUUGACGCUACGUCAGAGGAAUUAUCGGAGUACUUUUCUCAGUUUGCUCCAGUUAAGCAUGCAGUUAUAGUCACAGAUGCCAACAAGGAAUCCAGAGGGUUUGGGUUUGUAUCGUUUGCCAUGGAAGAAGACACGGUGCAGGCUUUGGCUGACUCCAAGAAGACUAAAUUCAAGGGAAGAUUAUUGAGAGUUGACAUUGCGAAGAGAAGAGAUCGUAAGGAUGAUCGUAGUCGUAAGCAAGACGGAGAAGAAGAAGAAGAAGAAGGAGCCAAAGAUCUGAAAGAUGACAAGAAAUCCUCGACUAUAGAAAAGAGAAGAGCAAGAUUAAUUAUUCGUAAUUUACCUUGGUCUUGUAAGAACCCUGAAAAAUUGAAGAAGAUUUUUUCUAAAUAUGGAGCAGUUUUUGAUGCUUAUAUUCCUCGGAAGAAAGGAGGUCAGAUGAGUGGGUUUGCCUUUGUUGUAAUGAAGAAGCUUGCAGCUGCUCAGAAGGCAAUUAAGGAGAGUGUUGGGUUGAAGAUUGACGGCAGAGAAGUGGCUGUUGAUUUUGCAUUAGAGAAGACCAAGUGGGAAGAGCAGAAGGAGGAGGAGGAAGAAGCUCAAGAAGAUGAAGCCGAAGAGAAGGAGGGUGACGAUGAAGAAGCCGAAGAGAAGGAAGAAGUUGAAGCUGAUGGCGAUGGAGUUAAUUCUGAUGACGAUGAAGCUGAUGAUGAUGAAGCUGAUGAUGAGUUUUCCAAAUUGAAUGAUCAUAGUGCUGAACUUGAACCUGAAAUCAAAGAAUCAAGACCUAAAGCAAAUAAGCAAGAAGCAUAUUCUGUUUUUGUUAGAAAUAUACCUUAUGAUGCCGAUAAAGAAUCCCUUAAAGACCAUUUUGAAGAGAAGUUUGGACCAGUUAAAUACGCUUUACCGGUUAUUGAUAAGGCCACUGGAUUAGCUAAAGGUACAGCUUUUGUUACAUUCCUAUCCCAAACUGCAUUUGAAGCAUGUUUAGACAAUGCUCCUACUCAAGCCAGUGGAUCAAUGUUAAUUUCUGAUGAUGUUUCUCCAGCAUAUGUUUACCAUGGAAGAGUGAUGUUUAUCACGUCUACUGUUGAUCGUAAAUCUGCUGAGUAUUUAACCAAUAAGAACACUGAAUUGAGAAAGGAAUUGAUUGGAGGGGGGAAGAUUAGUAAAGGUCAAGACAAGAGAAACUUGUAUCUUUUAAAUGAAGGUAGAAUUACUGAACAAAGCAAGCUUGCACAAUUUGUCAGUAAGAAAGACAUGGAAAUUAGAGACAAAUCUUAUCAAUUGAGAGUCCAACAAUUGAAUAAGAAUCCAUCACUUCAUUUGUCUAUGACCAGAUUGGCUAUUCGGAACAUUCCUCGGGCCAUGAAUGCCAAGGCACUUAAAGCGUUGGGAAGAAAGGCUGUGGUUCAAUUUGCUACUGAAGUCAAGGAAGAAAAGAGACAUGCCUUGACUAAGGAGGAGAUUUCUCGUUCAACUGCCUAUAAGCAUUUCAUUGAGGGAACCACGAGCGAAGACCCUAACACCAAAACCGCAGGUACUGCCACUGGUGGUGACAAGAAGAAAACAAAGCAUACUGGUGUGGUUAGACAAUCCAAGAUUGUUAUGGAAGUUAAAGGUUCGGGAGAACAAGGUAGAAGUAGAGGAUAUGGGUUCAUUGAAUAUAGAGACCAUAAGUCCGCCUUGAUGGGUUUAAGAUGGUUGAAUGCUCAUGAGGUGACCCAAGCGGAGAUAAUAGAGGGAUUAACUGAUGAGGAAAAGAAGUUGGCUGAAUUGGAAGGUAUAAAUAAGAAGAGAUUGAUUGUUGAGUUUGCUGUUGAGAAUGCCCAGGUUGUCAAGAGAAGAAUGGAAAGAGUUAAGAUGUCUAAGACCAAACGUCAUAGUGAAUACAAGAGAAAGAGAAGUGGAGAGGACGGAGAAGAAGGUGGAGAUGAGAGAUCAUCUAAAAAGUUCAAAAAGGGUAACCACAAGAAGGGUAACAUGAAUAAAGGAGGAUCUGCUACUGCUACUGCUACCACCAAACCCAAAUCUGGAUUCUCUGAUGAUAUCAAGCAUAUUAUUGGUAAAAAGAGAAAGCAAAGAAAGGGUAAAUAA
Lizanozyma spartinae is the source of this 2178-nucleotide messenger RNA. It is a transcript of the gene NOP4, whose product is annotated as mRNA-binding ribosome biosynthesis protein. Gene Ontology annotation, molecular function: RNA binding. The transcript has a single exon. Bases 1 to 2178 code for a protein of 725 amino acids. The record is from RefSeq and is a predicted model, not a curated record. NCBI's taxonomy places the organism in Eukaryota, Fungi, Ascomycota, Pichiomycetes, Serinales, Debaryomycetaceae.